CAAGUUAGUUCAUUGUUUGUAAACCCACGUUUGAUUAACGUUGGCGAAGGUAGUGAGAAUCAAUCUUAAAAUAAUGCUUAAUAUGUUUGACUAAAGUGUUCGCAAAAAACACUUUUUAGGCUCAUGGUUGUUGUGAACGGAGGCUCCAAAAUGGAGGUGACGAAAUGUGCCCAAGUGAAUAAUGUUUCCUCGGCUGCAACAUUGGAACAAGUGCGGUCGCUCUUCAGCUUUCUGGGCAAGAUCGAGGACAUUCGACUUUUUCCAAAAGAGGACUCUGUCCUGCCAGUGACAGCCCGAAUAUGUUUUAUUCUGUUCGAGGAUCCGACCAGCGUCGGGAUGGCCCAGCAUCUCACCAACACUGUCUUCAUCGACAGGCCACUGCAAGUCACACCUUACGCUGAAGGUGCUAUGCCAGAGGAGAGCAAGGCUCUGCAGAUGGUUGCUAGUCUGACAGGUGGUAUCGGGGGAUCCAUGGCAAGUUUGGUGUCCAACCCCCCCUCGACAGGGGCUGGACUCCUACCCACCCCGCCCCAACCUCUUAUGUCCCAGAUCACGCAGCCGCCUGCAGCCCUGGCCGGUGCUGGAGCAGGGGACAGCCUCUCCCUCCUCGGAGACAGUUUCUCUGCCCUAGGAGUCCCUCAGCCACCCCCGCUCAACAACGUGGACCCUUCCAAGGUGGAGGAGAUCAGGAGGACCAUAUACGUUGGCAACUUGGAUUCGGCUACUGUCCUGGCAGACCAGCUGUUGACCUUCUUCCAGCAGGUGGGAGAGGUCAAGUACGUCCGAAUGGCCGGAGAUGAGACCCAACCGACCAGGUUUGCCUUUGUAGAGUUCACGGACCAAGCCUCGGUGGCCAAAGGGCUGACCCACAACGGGGUCAUGUUUGCAGGUCGUCCUAUCAAGAUCAACCAUUCCAACAAUGCUAUAGUGAAGCCUCCUGGCAAGACUCAAGAAAACAUCCAGAGGGAGCUCGCCGUGACCAUGAAGCAAGUCCGAGAUGCUCAGGCUCUCAUCCAAGCAGCCAUAGAUCCAGCAUUACAACCUGAAGUAAAAGACAAACUUAAAGCUGACGUCGCAGCUGAGGUAAAGGAUGAUAAGAAAGACAAGAAACGUAGCCCCUCCCCCUGCCGGCGGAGACGAUCCCGAUCUCGCUCACGGAGACGAUCGCGGUCACGGUCGCCUGGGCGUUCCCGAUCCAGACGGCGCUCACGUUCGUGGUCCCCUCCCCCUCGUCGCAGAUCACGCUCCCCACGGAGAAGGAGAUCGAGGACACCGCCUAGACGAUCACGGACGCCACCUCGGAGACGAAGGUCACGGACAAGGUCACCACCGCCACCACCAAGACGUAGAAGGACAAGGUCAAAGAGCAGAGAAAAGUCAAGGGACAGACGCAAAAGGUCUAGGACUCCUCCCAGGAGCUACAGUUCACGUCGACGAAGCAAGAGUAAGAGCCGUGAACGUAGUCGCACACGAUCACCGCCACACAGACGGCGCAGCCCCAGCAGGUCCCCUCCCCCUCCUCCUCCUCCGCGUCGACGCAGUCGGACCAGAUCUCCACCGCCCAGGUCCAAGCGCCGUAGUCGUACCAGGUCACCCCCACCCCUCAGACGGCGUCACUCUCCUAGCAGGUCGCUCUCCCCUCCACCCAAGAGAAAGUCAAGGUCAGGCUCAAGGUCACCACCAAGAAAGCACAGGAAAGAGAAGAAGAACCGUCGCAGCCGCAGCAAGGAGCGCAGCAGCAGCAGCCGCAAGCACAAGAAGGACAAAGAUAAGGAUAAGGAGAGGGAGAAAGAGAAGGACAAGGAGCGCGACAGGUCCUCCGAGAGGAAGAGCAAGGACGACGAGCCCUCUUCCAAGGGCGGCAAGUCCUCCAAGGUGAAGCGGGAUUACGAUGAGGAAGAGAAGGGGUUCAUCAGUGAUAAGGAGGAGGGGGGCGAGGGGGGCGGCGGUGCAGGAGGGGAAGGCAAGGGGAAAGGGUUCGCAGAUGGAGAAGGGGAUGCAGACAUACAGAAUGUAGACAUGGACGUGGACUCGGAUUAGGAGUACAAUCAAGUUUGAUGGAAAGGUCAAUUCAAGGUCGAUUUCUGAGUCAGUGUUGAUGAUGUAAAGUGAGGAGAUGAAUGGAUGUGGCUUCACAUUUGAAGGUUGAUGUUACUAAGAAUUCUUUAGGCAUGAAGAUAAACCAUUUGUAAUCGGGAGCAUUUUAGGUGAAGCAUAUGUAAAUCUUCGGGUAAAGUCUGUUAGAAGCUUUAAAAAGUACAAAGGGAUGUGGGAGGGGGGGGGGGUCAUAGUGAAAGAUAAUUACUGCAUUUCCACUCACGAUUUGCUCGCUAGUUCUAGAUACUGUGUACUUUAGCUGCGAUGUUGCUGCUUGUAUUUUCAUGCCAUUUAUUUGGCAUGGCAUUUCGAAGGCCCAUUUGACCUGCGCAACUCUAUCAGACCUUGCAUCUUUUUCAGUAAUGAGGGAUACCUUUGCCAAAAUGGUUGAUUAACUUAAUUGAACCUGUCUCAAACAAAACAUUUCUAUAGGACACAAUGUACAAGAGAAGAGAGAACUUAAGCUAGUACUUUUCAUUUUUACUAAGGAAAAGAACAGACAGAGGGAUGAUCAUCCACCAGCUGACAUACAAUACUUUCUCCUUUUUAAAUAUUUAAAAAAAAUAAACAGUUGUAUAAAACCUGCAGUCUUUACGUAAUUAUUCUCUCAUCAUGUAUGUUGGUAGCACUAGGCUUAGAAGUAGAAAUCUUGUUUUAAUUUUGUCAUUUAAGUUUGUUCUUAAAACUGGUGAUAUAGUUUAAGUUAUGCAUUUUUUUUUCAAACAAUAAACUGCUGAAGAAAAGCAACAA
Messenger RNA from Strongylocentrotus purpuratus (purple sea urchin), 2847 nucleotides. Its product is annotated as splicing regulatory glutamine/lysine-rich protein 1-like. Gene Ontology annotation, molecular function: RNA binding. Gene Ontology annotation, cellular component: nucleoplasm. Lineage: Eukaryota; Metazoa; Echinodermata; Echinoidea; Camarodonta; Strongylocentrotidae. The record is from RefSeq and is a predicted model, not a curated record. Bases 124 to 2040 code for a protein of 638 amino acids. The transcript is spliced from 11 exons.